This is a messenger RNA of Cherax quadricarinatus, 2751 nucleotides long. Lineage: Eukaryota; Metazoa; Arthropoda; Malacostraca; Decapoda; Parastacidae. The record is from RefSeq and is a predicted model, not a curated record.
CUAACCACCCACUUGUUAAUCUUCCCCUAAAAUACUAAAUCCCAGGCUAAUUACAUUUGCAAAAUUGACCGAAUAUCACUAUUUAUUGAUUGAAAAUCUUAGGGCAUCAAGGACUAUGAAUGACACACAGUGGCGAUAAAAAAAAUUAUUCGUGGCAUGUUGAACGCAACUUUGUUAUUGGUGGUGCUAGGAGUGAGACCCCGAGUGAUGUGACGUCUAAAUAAUUAUGGGAGAGAAGGUGGGUAACACAGAGGUCCUCGUUGGGGGGAUUGGUGGUAUAUGGCACGAGGCACGACUCACCCUGGAGGCUGACCAUCUGUUUGUCACACUCACUGACCUGGAUGACCUCAAUAAUCUUCAAGGGUCUGAUGGAGAAAGUGGACCAAGUGAAGUCCCUGAGCCAAUAGCAAGUCAGAAAAGAGUUGUUCAGAUCUGCAAGUCUGAUAACAAUGGCCUUGGUAUCUCAAUUAAAGGUGGAAGGGAGAACAAGAUGCCAAUCCUCAUAUCUAAAAUUUUUAAGGGUAUGGCUGCUGACCUGACAGAGAAUCUGUAUGUAGGAGAUGCUAUUCUUUCUGUCAAUGGGGAAGACCUGAAGGAGGCCACGCAUGAUGAAGCAGUACGUGCCCUGAAGAGAGCUGGCAAAGUCGUCACACUUGAAGGUAAUGCCUUGUGCAUUGGCUUGCCUGUAGACUGUGAAUGGAGAGGAGUGGAGGCCAAAUUAGUGCUACACCACGAAGAAGGUUUUACCUUGCUGUCGACGCACGAUGUCUCUGGUGGUAGAGGUCGUGUUCUGUGGACUCAGCCAUUCCACAAGUUGCUCAUGAGCUCUGAUGAUGGGGCAAGGUUAAUUUGGCUACGGUUUGAUGGAGAUAUGGAAGUGGAGUUGGACUUGAAAACCAACCCUAAACCUUUCGUCUUCAUACUGCAUACCUUCCUGUCAGCAAAGGUUCAUCAACAGUCCCUCUCGUCUUGACGUAAGCUAGAUCAGCCAAUGUCAACAAAAGCAUUGGGGCCAUUACACUCCAAAAAGAUUACUAAUCAAGAACAGUUAGCAAAAGCAAAAUCAACAAGCCAGAUGAACCUAAGCAAAGCUGGAAAACCCAGCCUCCACACACAAGGAAGACCGUCCACCCAGGUAGAUACCAGUGUAAUUAGCCCACCUGAUCACCGUAAGCCAAUAAAGCCAUCGAGAACGAAGGCUGAGACUAAUAAAGCUGGACAAACCACAAAAAAGCAGAACUGGAGUGCCAGUUAAAGCAUAGCACAAUAAUUUGCUGGUUUAUGAAAGAACCAGAAACAGUUGUAUUAAUGAAGAAGUUCAGUAUUUGAGACUUCAGAAAAUGUUUAUGAAGACUUGAUACGUAUUUAGGACAUCCAGCUCGUAAAAAGGUGAUUUGAGAGAAAGAUACAAUAUUGACAAGUUCCUUCUCAUAUUAUUUGUUCCCUCUCAUCAUGAAAUAGUAGAACAGCUUUACAAAAUUGAUAAAAUAACAUGACAAGAAAGCAUGUCUCCUUUUUUUUAAGCCUAAUAAUCAAGUAAUCCAGAAUUUUAAAUAGAAUAAUAAAACUUCAGUGUUUUGCAAGAGAGAUACAGCAGAUAAUGUUUAAAAUGGAGCAAGAGAAAACUUAGUAUGUAUCGUGAUUAAUGAAAAAAAGGGGUGUAAGCAUAAGUAAGGUAGGCAGCAAUCAUAGAUUGACAUAUGAGAAUAAGUGGAAACUGGAGAAAUUCAUAUUUUAACCUACCAUACCAUUUUUCUCUUUUUCCUGUCCCGUCUUCUUGGUGUCGACAGCUCAACUCAGGAACCAUAAACUGGGGAAAUUAUUGACCCCUGUAUUUUUGAUGAAUGCUUUUCUUGCUCUGUGAACUUCUAGCUUUGCUGUUACCUUAAUAAGUAAUAGUUGAGAUUAGAUAGAAAAUAAAUCAUAUCUUUGCAUUGGUUCUCUGGGCACAUAUUUGAAAUUAUGGUCCAUUAUGUAGCUAAGAUGGUGCAGAAUAUGUAUUUCACUGCUCUUCGCAGGUUUGACUUCACCUCUUAGGUGGAUUAUUAUUAUAAUCAUAACUAAGCGCUAAAUCCAUAAGGGUCAUCUCUUAGGUGGAAUUACUUUUAAAAUUCAUAUGUAUGGUCAAGGAACCACCUAACAUAGGAUGAAAUUGUUAAUGCAGCAUACGAAUGUGAGAGAUUUAAUAGUUAACUCCGUUAGGUCACUUCAUCAGUUACGGAAGAUGGUGGUCAUUACUUGCAUUUAUAAAUGUUACCUGCUGCUGACCAUAUCAGUACGUAAAGUUCAUUGAAAUCAAGAAAUAAGUGUUAAAAAUCAAUGAAGUGGGCGUACCUUGAUAUUAUGCAAAACUUAAUAGUGAAAGAGAUAAUGUAACGUCCCCGAACUUUGUCAAACUACGGAGGAAGAGGAUAGAGUAUCAGGAGUCGUCAUGUUGUGUCUCCACCAUUCCCAGAUUGUUCAAGCACUUCACCAAAACAAUUAUAUCAGCCUACUGUGCUUGACAACAGUAGUUCAGCUUAUUUUGUUAUUUACAUGGAACAGGUGAAGGUGUGUUACACAGAUUAACACUGAACAGGUGAGGUUCUCUUACUGUAAUGGCUUGCAUCAGGAAGUGUCCUAGUCUUAGAGAGUUGUUAAAGUCAUAAGAUGCUUCUGCCUUUUAAUGGUAAGGAAAUUUGAAUGCCAAGGAAUUUCUGUGAUGAUAGACAACUUAAAUUGUAGGGCUGCUUGUCAACAUUUGUGAUGCGA